Molecule: messenger RNA, 1107 nt
Organism: Columba livia (rock pigeon)
Lineage: Eukaryota; Metazoa; Chordata; Aves; Columbiformes; Columbidae
Product: proline-rich protein 2-like
Exons: 2
Coding region: 1-1107 (368 amino acids)
Source: RefSeq, a predicted model, not a curated record
AUGCAGCAUGAGAGCCGCCUCAGCAGAGGAGUAAAAAGCACCUUUCCAGUCACAUUAGAGCAGCAAAAUCCCUUCGCAAGCUGCACAUCUCUCCUCGCCAAAGGGGAUCGGUCCGUCCUGCGGGUCCCUGUCACCCGCCCUCGCUGUCCGGUCCGCUCUCCGGGCAGGGAGCCGGGCGAAGCCGCUGCGCUGCCGGGCCCGGCCCUGCCCGCCGGCCGCCCCGCGCCCUCGCACCCGCCGCCGGCCGAGCCCCCUCCCCGCCCGGGCCGCCCCCCCAGCCAGCCCCGGCGCGCCCCAGGCCCCCGCUCCGCUGGGAACCCGCAAGCGACCCCCCAGGGGCUGCUGCCCGCUCCCGCCCGGGGACCGCUCCGCCACGGGCCGGCUGCCGGCAGAGCCCCGCGGCGACAGCCCGGAGCGGCCGCGCCGCACAACCGGCCACGGGGCCGAGCGGCCCCGCGCACCCCGGAGCCAGAGCCCCGGGAGGAUAAAGCAGCGCCCGGCCGGCCCCGCUCCCCGGAGCGGCGGGCCGCCGCCUCUGCCGCUCCCGCAGUGACCUUGCGGAAGGGCUCGCCGUACCGAGCAUCACCUCAGCGCCCGGCCGGGCGGCUGCGGCAGAGCCAGAGGCGGGCGGGGGGGCCCCGCCGCCAGCUGUCCGGGUGCGGAUCACCUCCGGCAGCGCCGGCCGGCCGGGCUCCGCGCUCCCCUGCCCGACCCACGCGUAGCGGCGCUGCGGCCGCCUCCCCGCUCCGGACACGCGGGCGCACGCACCGCGCCCCCCGCACGGACACCCGCACGGCCGCGCGCCCCGCUCACCUGCCCCGCGCCGCCACCGCCCCCCCGCGCCGCUCUGCGCCGCACGGCCAGUUCCGCAUCGAGCGCCAGGAGCGGGACGCGCCACGGCCGCCCGCAGGGAGGGAGGAGCGGAGCGAACCACUCGCACGGACGGCGGGGGGACCACCCCACCGGCCUCCCGCAGGGGGGCGCUGCAGUGCACGCAGACGCGGGAGGGCGCGGAGCGCAGGCCUGCCCGGCCUCUGCCGCCGUCACGGGGCCCGCCGCCCCGCCUCAGGUGUUCCCGGGCACGGCGGGGGGCAGCCGGCCGGCUGA